Molecule: messenger RNA, 1491 nt
Organism: Penicillium egyptiacum
Lineage: Eukaryota; Fungi; Ascomycota; Eurotiomycetes; Eurotiales; Aspergillaceae
Source: the annotation of a GenBank genome assembly
AUGGUUUCUCCAGCAAUCAGGGUCGCCCCCUCAGCAGCCAAUCGUGCAUUGAACUUGCUACGCACAGUACAAUACACCCACCCACCCAACUGCCCGUGCCACAAAAACCCCAACCACCACCACAACCACCAGCAAACCCCGUCUCUGCUCAACCAUGUGAAGCGUCGCAUGUCUACACCCGUGGACCGCUCGCGCGAGAAGGAAUAUGCCUUUGAGAUGGCGGCGUCUAGCAUUCGCUUCGGACCUGGCGCAACCAAGGAGGUCGGAAUGGACUUUACCAACAUCGGCGCUAAGCGCGUGUGCAUUGUCACUGAUUCCAAUGUGGCCAAGCUUGAUGCUAUGAAGCAAGCUGUGGAGGGUCUUACCCGUGAGGGUAUUCAGUUUACUAUCUUUGACAAAGUUCGCACUGAACCCAAGGAUAGCUCUAUAAAAGAAGCUAUUGCUUUCGCUAAGCCUUAUAAACCCGAUGCCUUCCUGGCUGUCGGCGGCGGCUCCGUAAUCGACACUGCCAAACUGAUGAACCUAUACACCAUCUUCCCGGAAGCUGACUUCCUCGACUUUGUCAACGCCCCCUUGGGCAAAGGUCUCCCGGUAGACAGACCCCUCCUCCCACUCAUUGCCGUCCCAACAACAGCAGGCACAGGCUCCGAGACCACAGGGACAGCGAUUUUCGACCUAGUCUCAAAGAAAGCCAAAACAGGCAUCGCCCACCGAAACCUAAAGCCAACCCUCGGAAUCUGCGACCCGCUCAACACUCGCACCAUGCCCUCAGCCGUACACGCUGCCUCCGGCCUCGACGUCCUCUGCCACUCCCUCGAAUCCUGGACCGCAAUCCCAUACAACGAGCGCACCCCGCGCCCAACAAACCCCAUCAACCGACCGGCCUACCAGGGCGCAAAUCCCAUCUCUGAUAUCUUCUCCCUGGCCGCCCUGCGCUCAACAGUCAAGUACCUGCCGCGCGCAGUCCGCGACCCAGACGACCACGAAGCACAGUCGGAGAUGCUGCUCGCGGCUACGCUCGCCGGUGUCGGGUUCGGCAAUGCAGGUGUUCAUCUCUGCCACGGUAUGAGUUACCCCAUAUCCAGCCAGAACCCCGGAUAUAAGCAUGCGGGCUAUGAGGUCGAUCACCCAAUUAUCCCGCACGGUGUUUCCGUGGCUGUCACCGCGCCUGCUGUCUUCCGCUUUACCGCGGCGUCGAACCCUGAUCGCCAUCUUGCGGCGGCUGAGGCGUUUGGUGUCGAUAUCUCGAAUGUUAAGCGUGAGAGUGCGGGUGAGGUGCUUGGCGCUGCUAUUGCGGAGUUCCUUGCUAGGCUUGGUGAUCAGCCGCGUGGCUUGAAGGAUCUAGGCUUCAAGGCUGCGGAUUUGGAGGGGUUGGUUGAGGGGACUAUUCCGCAGCAGCGGGUGCUUAUGCUUGCGCCGAGCUUGAGUAAGGAGUUGGAGGCUGAGAAGGGUGAGUUGAGGAAUUUGCUGGAGCAAUCUUUGGAUUAUUAG